AUGAAUGGCGGACACAAGAUAACAGGGGGUCUUGCAGAAGAGGCUUGUCCUCCAGUGGAUUCCUCGACUUUGCAAAGCUACGCGAGUCACUUGCAGGUGACGACGGACCACUACAAGAAAUGGACGGACAAAGCUCCAUAUUUGGUUGUGGUCAAGCGUUUUGCUGAAGGCAAAUACAACAUCUCGAAAGUCGUGGAACGUUACCAAGAAGUCUGCAAAGGAGCCACAGAUCGCACGACCUCCACGUCCGUCGUCUGGGUGCGGGAGCUCGCCCGUGAGUCUCGUCAAGACCCUGAGGGCGAGGAUGAGCUCGAGCGGGCGUUUCAGGUGUCCCCAAAGGCCAUCAUCGCUGCACCAUGUCAAGUGGAGUUGGCGAUCGCAUGUCAGCAGGACCACCCAGACUCGAGACUCAAUAAUGUGGACGACUUGGCCAUCAAGCAGAGGAAGCCAAUCACCCUCAAGCAAGUCGAGGCUGAUCAGAUUGACAUCUACUCACAAGAAGUGCGGAGCCCCAGACUGCCUUCUGUUGGAUCCUUCCCUAGCCUCCGAUUGUGGCAGGGUGGAGCAUGGCAACGCGUCGAAGGCGCAUCAACCUCACUGCGCCAGGACACCAGCGAGCCCAACCCUCGGCUCCGUUAUCGGCCAUUUGACUUCCACGUGACGGCAUCACUGCUAGGCUAG
This is a messenger RNA of Symbiodinium sp. CCMP2592, 681 nucleotides long. The record is from the annotation of a GenBank genome assembly. Lineage: Eukaryota; Dinophyceae; Suessiales; Symbiodiniaceae.